This is a messenger RNA of Brenthis ino (lesser marbled fritillary), 3507 nucleotides long. The record is from the annotation of a GenBank genome assembly. NCBI's taxonomy places the organism in Eukaryota, Metazoa, Arthropoda, Insecta, Lepidoptera, Nymphalidae.
AUGGCUAGAUGGAUUUGGAUAACAUUUUAUGUAGGUUACGAGGAAACCUUCUCAAUAUCACAGCUGUCGCCAAAAUCAGUGGCCAACGAGAGACUACAUCCAGACGUACUACUACAAACCAGUCAUGUAGGAAAUAUAGCGUUUAGUAUAGAACCUAGUAUUAGAUAUGACGACAUCGAACUCAAACCAGAAGACUUGAUCUCUGAUGUAGAAAUAGAAAACCAUGUAAUAGUAGAGCGGUCAGUAGAGCCUUAUCGAGGCUCUCGAUCUAUCAAUAUCGAUGAAAUACCCUUAUCGAAUAACAACGAAAUCGACAACGAACUAGAAUUACAUAAUAAGAGAAAAUACUACGAAAUAGUGCCAACGAAAACAUUUGAUUAUUUAAGUAAUGAUGAAGCUAUGUUGAUGUCAACUGGAUUCGGUGACAAGCUGGACUUUAAGUUUCCGGGGGAAGGGAAAAGGGCUCCGAAGGGGCGUGCACUAGCACCUGCGGGGCCCAAAAUCCGGCCUACCGCAGUGCAUCCACCGACCUUCGCGACCACAACCCUUAGAGAUCAUGGACGUCAGAAUACAGAAAUCCAAAAUAUUAUAACUGGUAUAGUUAAGCUACUAAAUGGGAAUGUUAAUGUACAAGCUAAUACACAGCUCUUGAAUGGUAGGCCUCGUCCUAUGGCAUCAAGAAUAAAUAACAGAGGCCCUCCACGCAUAACUGAGCUUCCCUCAUUAUCAGAUUAUGAGAAACCUAUCACACCACCGCCGUUGGCUUUUCACCCUACAAAAAUACCUCCACCCUACCCUUUCGACAGACCUCAUGGUGUCAAUUUACCUGAGCAAAUUGUUCCAACCAUGAAUAAUCGACCGGGAUUCCAUCGUCCUAUCCCACCCUGGCAACGACCAAGGCCCAGGCCAAAUCCAAAUCGUAGGCCGAACCCAGGACUACCUGUAUACAAACCCACCCUAAUACCACCACCAGAUAUUCCCGAUGUAGAAAAAGAUGAAGUUGUAGUCAACGAAAACGAAACUCAUUCAGAGAACAAUAUACACCAUGAUGAAGUUAUACCUUUUAUCACUCUUCCUGAAUCUACAACUGAGGUUAAAAAUGUUACGGAAGAUAUCGAAAAAGAUGUUUCAAUAACAACUGAAAUGACAACCACAACCACAACCGAAGCAACAACGCCUAAGACGACAACCACAAAUAAACCAGAAGCAACCACAAAUAAACCAGAAGUAACCACAGAAAUGACAACAGAAAAACCCACAACACAGAAGACAACAACGGAAAAAUCUAAAACCGAUAAACCGCUGAAACCAGAAAAAGAUAAGAAAAAAGAUAAUAAUUCAGAAAAAGAUAAAUAUAAAGUGGAUAUGAUAGAUAAUAUGAAAAUUGACACGCCUAUUAUAGAAAUUGAGCCGUCCAUAGUCGACAUAUCUCCUUCAACAGUGUUCAUGAGUGCACCAACCCCUACCGAAGGCUUGGUGACUCAUAGGCCCGUUAUUGAGGAGACCUCCACUGCAAAAGAUAUAGAAACAUCAUCAAUUAAUAUACAGCCUUUACAAACAUCCCAAACUUUACCCCAUCAGCCAUACCGCCCUCGUCCCGGGAUAGUUCUAGACGAUACUGACUUCAAACCCCACGGGACAAGGUACCGACCUGAUGCACCAAUAAUUACAGCGGCAGAGACAAGAUUGCCCGGGUAUGGGGAGAUAUUCGAUGUAACAGUCUCUGCUAUUCAAGGUCCAGGAGAAAAAGGUUCUUCUGUCCACAUAGAAAACGUGAACAUACACAACGAACACGACAUAAUAGUCACCGCAUCUGGUGACCACGGGUUCGUAUCGAUUGAUGGGAAGAGGACGUAUCUCAAUCUAUUCGACACAUCAACUUCUGUGCAAAUUCCAAGCAUCACGCCUACUAGAGUGCAAAAUACACCAAAGCAAACUGCGCCACCCUCUAUAGCAGCCAUAGGCACAGGGGUGGCUAUACCGGCAGAUGACGUAUCUCCCCCGCCGAGGCGACACCAAGCCCACAGACCACACCAGUCGUAUAGGCGCCCACAGCCCACUGUUCGAAUCGAUACGUGCAUUGUGGGAGAUGACUCUACUUGCGAUCAAGCUCAGAACGAGAUAUGUAGAACGGAAGCAGGCAUAUCUAGCUGUCAAUGCCGGCCCGGGUACGCUCGAGGCGUCCAUAGAGAUCCGUGCCGUAAAGUGGUAUCACUCGUACUCAACCUAAAGGUCGAUAAGAUAUACGAUAGAAAGUUGGCGUGGGAUUCCAAGUUUUUAGACAAGGAGUCUGAUCCGUACCAACAAUUGAGCUAUGAAGCUGUCAGAGCUAUCGACUCGGCAUUUUCAAUGACGCCAUUUUCUGACGACUUCGUGGCGGGUUCCGUGAAUUCUAUACACAAUGGAGACGACGAACAUCGCGGGGUGUACGUCAAUUAUACUAUAUUGCUGCAGGACACUGCGGAGACGUCCCGCGCGGCCGCCGCGCCUGAGCUGCAGCGCGCGGUCGCAGGCGUGCUGCGCCGCCGCGCCGGCAACCUCGGCGCGUCCGCGCUCUGGGCCGCGCCCGCCGGCGUCAUGCCACCCACAGAUUUGGACGAAUGUUCAUCUCGUGAACUAAACGACUGUCACGCUUUAGCUACUUGCACUAAUAAUUGGGGCGCUUUUAAGUGUACGUGCCCAGAUACCACACUAGACGAGGCUAUACACGUGAUGUUCUCCGGGCGACGCUGUGUAGCGUGCGCGGCCUCGCACUGCAGCGAGCGCGGCCAGUGCCGCUACGCGCAGGGACGCCCCUACUGCGUCUGCGCAUCUGGUUAUUACGGGUCGACGUGCGAGGUGGACGGUGAGGUGGUGGGCGUGGCCGUGGGCGCCUGCCUUGCUGCUGCGCUCGUCAUCGGACUCACGCUCGCCGCCCUCAUGUCCUGGAGUCGUAAAUGGUCCCGCGAGCAAAAAGCCGUGGGCAUGGGGUCGCCUGUGUUCAACUACAUGGCGUCUAACACCAUAAAGACCCCUCCAGUAGGACAGCCUCCAUACCAGGUGACACUAGAGGAGAGAAUGCGAUGGGCUCAAAUAGCAGAAGCGAUGGUUCAAGCAAAUCAUUAUGCGUCGACAGACCACACACAGACGAUGGCCACUCGCCCGUCGUCGGCCAUGUUUGGGGGCUACCCGCCUCUACCGCCCGUGCCUUUACCUAGGCUCGGCAUGCACGGCCCACACACGGGCACUCUCAACACGGUUACAUCUAGAGCCAACACGUCCGUCCCACACCACAUGUAUGGCUAUACAAACCAUACGUCGGACACGACCAGCUCGGAGGCGUCCAGCCUCGCACAGGACCGCGCUGACCUUCUCGUACCCAGGCCUAAGUCCCGCGCCCGAAGCAUGCAUAAUCAAACCGGCAUUUAUUAUGAUGUGGACUAUGAAAACGCUCCUGAACCCAUAUAUGGUACUAAGGGGAUUCCCCUUUCUACUUACACAGUAAGUCGAGGCCCACCAUUUUAUAGA